CACAGGUCCAGACUGUCGCUGCGCAAAAAUAGCAGUCUCGACGUUGUAACUUUGAAUAACUUUGUGAAAUGUGUUGUUGAGAGUGAGCUGGUAUAUAAGACACUUGUCUUUCGAUCGUAAGAGAGCAUCAAACACAUCAUCAACCAGCUCAUCACUUCAAUUUCUUUCCUCUUUUCCCUUUACGAUUUCCUUGUUUCCUCGGUCAAAUCUUCUUCUCGUCUUUCCUCAAUCUUUACGAAAAGCGUUGAUCGCAUCCAAUCUUUCUCACCCCAAUCUUGACUUUGCAGUCUUCGCAACUUCUCCAGCACUUUUCAAACCACCACCAAUCGCCAACAUGCCUGUACCCAGCUACGGUGCCAUGCCUCUGAGCAAGAUGUUCCUCCUCGUCCGCAUCCUCCAGGCCCUCUGCAUGGUCGUCGUUAUCGGCAUCUGCAGCAACUUCGUCCAGAUGAUCGUCGUCACCGGCGCCGAGCCGCCCAAAGAGUUCGUCGGUACACUCAGCGUGACCUGCAUAGCAACCCUCUACAUCAUGGUCAGCGUCGGCUACUACUACUCCUUCGCCAACCUUGGUCUGCUCGUCAUGGCCGGCAUCGACUCACUCCUCCUCAUCGCCUUCAUUGUCUGCGCCGUCACGCUCGGCAAGCCCAUGAGCUACCUCAACUGCUACGUCAUCGGCAAGUCGAGUUACGAAGCUGAUGCCGCCAACGCGUACGCAUUCGUCACCUCGGCCACGCAGAACAUGCAGGACUGGACCGGCUCGAGUGUGUGGAACUGGGCUGGUGCUACGAAGACGAACUGCUUCCAGGGCAAGACUAUCUGGGGCUUGAGCAUUGCACUUUGCAUCCUCUUCACUACUUCCUGCGCGCUCCUGCCUACCCUCUGGUACAAGAACAAGAAGGCCACUCCUGCACCCAAGUCUGUCGAGGAGGCCUAAUCGCAUCCCACACAUCGUGACGCUAGCAGUCACAGCUUCUUAGAUUGCAUAUCUGACCUGAGCUGCCCCUUACUUUUCCGCUUUUCAAAUAACAAAAACAGUAUGCAUUGCGCGGCGUCUGGGUUUACUUUUAUUGACUGUCGCUACCGCUUCACUUAUCACGUUCUCCAGAGGGGACGGAUGCAGAUAUUGCGGGCCGAUAAUUGUAAUGAAUCAAAAUCAUCGCUGGAGCAUAUCUCG
Molecule: messenger RNA, 1174 nt
Organism: Didymella exigua CBS 183.55
Lineage: Eukaryota; Fungi; Ascomycota; Dothideomycetes; Pleosporales; Didymellaceae
Exons: 3
Coding region: 359-934 (191 amino acids)
Source: RefSeq, a predicted model, not a curated record